Messenger RNA from Closterium sp. NIES-65, 618 nucleotides. The record is from the annotation of a GenBank genome assembly. NCBI's taxonomy places the organism in Eukaryota, Viridiplantae, Streptophyta, Zygnematophyceae, Desmidiales, Closteriaceae.
AUGAACCUUAUGGGUUUUCUUGCUGCUCUUGUCGCUGUGAUCAGCACUUCCCUGCAGCAAAUUUUCAUCGGGUCCCUUCAAACCAAGUACAACAUUGGGUCUUUUGACCUGCUCAGCCAAACUGCACCCAUCCAAGCAGCAUCUCUGGUGGUGCUUGGCCCCUUUGUUGACUAUUUUGUUACAAGUCUGAACAUUACAGAAUACACCCUUACUGCUGGAUGCACGGCUUUCAUCGUGCUCUCUUGCUUGCUGGCUGUCGUCUGCAAUCUCAGCCAGUAUCUCUGCAUUGGAAAGUUCUCAGCAACGUCAUUCCAGGUCCUUGGUCACAUGAAGACAGUCCUUGUCCUCGUUUUGGGCUUCAUCCUUUUCAGCUCACCAAUCACCAUGAAGAAUGUGAUGGGCAUGCUCAUGGCUGUAGUAGGAAUGGUGCUUUAUAGCUGGGCCAUCGAGAAGGGCAAGAAGGAAAAGGACGGCAAGGAGACUGGAAUGGUCAAGGCAGGCCAGCCUUCUCCUAGAGCAUCGGAGGGGAAUGUGAGUGGAGGGGAAGAGGAGCGAGCAGGACUGCUUGCGACAGGUAGGGCUGGAGAGGAAGAUUUGGAAUCUGGAAAGCAGGGUUAA